Penicillium maclennaniae is the source of this 1833-nucleotide messenger RNA. Its product is annotated as FGGY-family carbohydrate kinase. Bases 1 to 1833 code for a protein of 610 amino acids. Gene Ontology annotation, molecular function: kinase activity; phosphotransferase activity, alcohol group as acceptor. The record is from RefSeq and is a predicted model, not a curated record. NCBI's taxonomy places the organism in Eukaryota, Fungi, Ascomycota, Eurotiomycetes, Eurotiales, Aspergillaceae. The transcript is spliced from 3 exons. Gene Ontology annotation, biological process: carbohydrate metabolic process.
AUGACCUCUCUACCAUACCGUCGUCCCUCCCGUCAGGGCUCUCGACAGGCCACCAGUGAUCCUCGGGAGGACUUGCAGGUGCAUCUAGAUCAUUUCAUUGGGAUUGAUGUGGGAACCGGUAGUGCCCGAGCUUGUAUCAUUGACGCCAAGGGUGACAUUGUGGGCUUGGCCUCUGAGAACAUAGGCCUCUGGCAGCCGGAACAUGGCUAUUAUGAACAAUCCACUACUGACAUCUGGCGGUGCAUUUGCGCUGCAGUGCAGCGUGCCAUCAGCCAGCAUAACAUUAGCCCCGAGACGGUGCGCGGGAUUGGCUUCGAUGCUACCUGCUCCUUGUCUGUUUUCAACCAUGAAACCGAUGAGCCAGUCUCAGUGACGGGACCGGAUUUUGAUACGGACCGUAAUGUGAUCCUGUGGCUGGACCACCGUCCGGUCGAUGAGGCCGCCAAGAUCAAUGCCACCAACCACAAUCUACUCCGCUAUGUCGGUGGGAAGAUGUCCAUUGAGAUGGAGAUACCCAAAGUGUUAUGGCUGAAAAAUCACAUGCCCAGGGAGCUAUUCGACAAGUGUACAUUUUACGAUCUGGGUGAUGCCCUUACCCAUAUCGCGACUGGCAACGAGAAGCGCAGCUUCUGCAGUGUGGUUUGCAAGCAGGGAUAUGUUCCUGUCGGUGUUGAUGGCAGCGUCAAGGGCUGGCAGGAGGAUUUUCUGAAUGACAUUGGUCUUGGGGACCUGACUGAGGACAAUUUUAAGCGCAUGGGCGGUGUUGACGGGGUGAACGGUGAUUAUUUGAGCGCCGGUGAGCUUGUUGGCCAUCUGUGCGAGAAAGCCGCUGCCGAACUCGGCCUGCCGGCUGGUAUUGCAAUUGGUAGCGGCGUCAUUGAUGCUUAUGCUGGCUGGAUUGGAACCGUGGGCGCCAAGGUCAACUUAGGUUCCAACCAGUUGAAUGACGAGGUGGCCAAGAAUGAUAAGGCACAGGCUUUCUCUCGUCUGGCUGCCGUUGCGGGUACCUCAACCUGCCACUUGGCCAUGUCGCCCGACCCUAUCUUCGUAUCUGGUGUCUGGGGCCCCUACAAGGAUACAAUCAUUCCUGGAUAUUGGAUGGCUGAGGGUGGUCAGUCGGCGACAGGAGAGCUUCUCAAGCACGUCAUUGAAACUCACCCUGCCUUCAAUCAGGCUACCUCCAUCGCCGAGUCUUACCAUGCCAACAUCUACGAAUACUUGAAUGAGCACCUCAAGGAGAUGGCACAAGACCAGCAGGCACCAUGUGUGGCCUACCUGGGCCGACAUUUUUUCUUCUAUGGUGACCUCUGGGGCAACCGUUCCCCCAUCGCCGAUCCCAACAUGACCGGCUCCAUUUUCGGUCUGACCAGCGAUAAGUCUGUCGACGGUUUGGCGAUCUACUACUACUCGACAUUAGAGUUCAUCGCAUUGCAGACCAAGCAGAUUGUGGAAACCAUGAAUGACGCAGGCCACAAUAUCACCUCGAUCUUCAUGUCAGGCUCACAAUGCCAGAACGAUAUUCUGGUUGCCCUCAUAGCCUCGGCUUGUAACAUGCCAGUUGUGAUCCCCCGGUACAUCCACGCGGCGGUGUGCCACGGCGCAGCUAUGCUAGGAGCCAAGGCUGCUAGCGCCGAUUCUCAUGGCAAGACUGAGGACCUUUGGGAUAUCAUGGACCGCAUGAGCAAGCCUGGUAAGAAGGUAAUGCCGACUGAGGAUGCAAAGGAGGUGGCUCUGCUGCAGGCCAAGUACAAGGUCUUUUUGGAACAGUGCUACAAGCAGCAGAACUACCGCCAAAUGGUUGAUAAGGCCAUAAAAGGGUGGCGCGUAGCUUAG